AAUUUUGUGGAAAAAUGAGUGUUAAAAUAGUGCAAUAUUUUGUCAGGGUGAUAUAAAUGGUAGCUUAUCCUAUGAUAAAUUAUGUAAAGCAAUUGAUUUCUUGAGUCGUUGGGAACCACAAACAGUUACUGACUUUCUUCGUCAGUUUGUGGGUAUUGCUCAUUUGUUUGACCAUCGAUGCAAACAGUUAUUAUUAAAAUUUGUCAAAAUUGAAUGGCACUGCAUUCCUAAUGAAAUCCGACCCGAAUUUGUUGAUUUGCUUCGAAAUAUUGGUGUGCAGUACAUUUGUUACACCGAAAUGAUCAUGAAAUGUUUUGUACAACAUCUUGUUGCUAAAGUUGAACUCGUGAAUGACCCUAAUGAAGAUCAAGUGGAUGGUGUCAAACAGUUUAAAUUAUCUGCAACAGAAGAAGACCAAGAAAGUAUAUACAAACUAGCAAAUAAGGGAUUGACUUUCAUUACGGAAUGUUUUCCUGUAGCAACGAAAAAUCUUUUGAAAAUAAUCCGUCAGAGUUUUCCACAUUUUUCGACACCUUCGCUUCGAUAUGUUAGCUAUGUAAAAAAUCUAUUAUUGUUAUGUGAAACUUUGAGGUAUUGUCGAACGGAUAUAUUUUCUAUCAUUGUUGAUAAUCUUUCUCAACUUGAUGCUGUAUUAAUGAAAACGGAAGACUCAGUAACAAACCGAAUAGAUGAUGACAUGGGCCUAAAUGUAUUUACACUGGAUGAAGAAUAUGAAUCAAAAAAAAAGGAAAUAUUGAAUAAUAAUGAAAGGAUGGAAAAAUUGGAUUGUUGCAUGUGCUAUAUGUUUACGUAUAUAGCGAAAAUCCACAACCAAAAAAGUCCGUUACAAAUUGAUUUCGAUUUGCUGCCAGUUAAAAUGAAACGGAGGACAUUAUUUGAGGAAUCAUUAUUUGCAUUCGAAGACCAUAUUUUAAUGGCUCAUAAUUUGAAGAACGUUUCAUUUAUUUGGUUUUACAUGUGUAGUCUUAAUGAGAAUUAUUGCGAUUAUUUCUUGAACUGGUUGUGGGGUUUUGUAUCUGGAUUGAACCAAGCACCUAAUGACUGGAAGAAAGGGCAAGGUGCUGCCUGCUACAUUGGAAGUAUGCUCUCACGGGCUUCUUAUAUCGAUUUGAGUACGGCAUUAAAAUGGUUAGGAAUAUUAUCAUCAUGGUGCACUACGUAUGUGAAUGAAAUGGUUGAUCGAACAGCUGGUACAGCAGCUGGCUCAGCUCGACAUGGAACGUUCUAUGCUGUUUUUCAAGCUUUUCUAAUUGCAUUUUGCUUUCGAUAUUGUGAAAUAGUUCAAGCAAAAGAAAUAAAUGAUAUGCGACGUUGGGGACUGGGACAUAUUAUCCACAGUUCGUUGGAACCUUUAUCUUAUGUUAGUCGUCCUGUUGCUUUGUGUUUUGCGACAAUAAGCAGGUCAUUGCAGCUUGUUUACGUAAAUCAUAUCUUACCGACAACAUCAGAUGACAGAAUCCCUUUCGAAUCCGUUUUCCCUUUUGAUUCAUACAGUUUAACCAAGUCCUCCUCUUGUAUUACAGUCCUUAUGAGAAAAUUCUCUCCGCUUGCCGAACAUGUGUAUACACUGAAAAGUGAAUUACAGUGGAAAACCAUAAACGAAAGAGCGCUCCGUCAUAGUCUCGAGGAGCAUGUUGGUUCAUGGGAAUUUCUUAACGAUAUCGAACGUGAUCGAAAUGAAUUCCAAAAAGAUGUGGAGGCAAUGGAUGAGGGAGAAAGCAAAUCGUCUUUCAAAGUUACUGAUGAAUUUUUGACCAUUUAUUCUUCAUCACCUGGCCUCAAACAAUUUUCUGUACUUGCACCAGGUAUGUUGGAUUUUUCAGUCGAAUCGAUUUUCAGCAGCAAUUAA
Molecule: messenger RNA, 1870 nt
Organism: Thelazia callipaeda (thelaziosis nematode)
Lineage: Eukaryota; Metazoa; Nematoda; Chromadorea; Rhabditida; Thelaziidae
Source: the annotation of a GenBank genome assembly